GGAAGUGAUGUUCAACCAGGAUGCACAGGACAACGUGAAUGUCAACUAGUGUUUUAUAAACUGAAUUUAACCGUCAUAAUGAAGAAAUCGUCUACCUCUUUUGCAUUUUAGUAAUUGUAGCUCCAAUAAUAGCGUCUGUAACUAAACUAUUUAUUUGUUCAACGUCGAAAUUUAGAGGCAUAUAGUAACAAUGUUGCCGGCUAAUAGGUUGUGGUUGUCUGAAGCAGCUCUUGGAAUGUUGCAAAGCCUUCGAUAUUACUGCCAGGAGACGCCCAGAAAGCUCCGAAUAUGCGAGGCAAUCUCAAAUUUACAAGUGGGAACAAAAAUCAAAGUGCAGGGCUGGGUUCGCUCCGUGAGACCCCAGAAGGAGAAUCUGUUCCUCCAUGUGAAUGACGGGAGCUCCCUUCAGUCUCUACAGGUAGUGGCCAGCUCAGAGCUCAACCACAGACUGCUGACGUUUGGGAGCGCUGUGGAGAUCUCAGGAAGCCUGGUCACGAGUCCCAGCCACAAGCAGGAUGUGGAACUGCAGGCUGACCAGAUAGAUGUGGUUGGAGAAUGUAACCCUGUGGACUUCCCCUUUAAGAUCAAGGAGAAACAUGGUCUAGAAUACAUCCGUCAGUUUCCUCACCUGAGGUGUAGAACCAACGCCUUCAGUUCCCUGCUGAGGAUACGCAGCGAAGCCACCACUGCAAUACAGCAAUAUUUCAAGGAGAAGGGCUUUAUUCAGGUCCACACCCCAGUCCUCACCUCUAAUGACUGUGAAGGGGCAGGAGAGCUCUUCCAGGUUGAGCCUGCAGGUCAGGAGAAGAACCAGGAUGAGGAAGGGCACCAACACUUCUUCUCUGUCCCAGCGUACCUGACUGUCUCUGGGCAGCUGCAUCUGGAGGUCAUGGCUGGGGCGUUUCCUGGAGUGUACACUUUUGGACCAACGUUCCGGGCAGAGAACUCUCAGAGCAGACGUCACCUGGCUGAGUUCUACAUGGUGGAGGCAGAGAUCUCCUUCACACAGUCACUCGAGGAUCUAAUGAAGGUGAUGGAAGACUUGUUCAGGUCUACAACAGAACAUCUCUUAUCUCAUUGUCCUGAAGAUGUGGCUUUAUAUCACAAACACGUGUCACCUGGAUACAGGGACUAUGUGGAUCUAAUGAUGAAGAAGAGGUUUAAUGUGAUAACCUACACAGAAGCCAUAAACAUCCUCAACAGCAGCUCCAAGAAAUUUGCUUUCAAAACAGAUUGGGGCUCUGACUUGCAGACAGAGCAUGAGAAGUACCUGGUGAAACAUUGUGGCGAUGUUCCUCUCUUCGUCACUGAUUAUCCCUAUGCCCUGAAGCCCUUCUACACACGAGACAACCAGGACCAGCCUCUACACACUGCAGCAGCAGUAGACCUAUUGGUCCCCGGAGUAGGAGAGAUGUGUGGAGGUUCUCUGAGAGAGGAGAGAUUGGACCUACUGAAGACGCGUCUAGCACAGGCUGGUUUGGAUGAGACAUACGGAUGGUAUUUGGAUCUGAGGCGGUUUGGUUCUGUCCCUCACGGCGGGUUUGGUAUGGGCUUUGAGCGCUACCUGCAGUGUGUUUUGGGGGUCGACAACAUCAAAGACGUUAUUCCAUUCCCCAGAUACUCCCGCUCUUGCCUUCUGUAAACUAUACACUGAGUAUACCAAACAUUAAGAACACCUUCCGAAUAUUGAGUUGCACCCCCC
Molecule: messenger RNA, 1702 nt
Organism: Oncorhynchus masou masou (cherry salmon)
Lineage: Eukaryota; Metazoa; Chordata; Actinopteri; Salmoniformes; Salmonidae
Gene: nars2
Product: asparaginyl-tRNA synthetase 2, mitochondrial
Exons: 14
Coding region: 191-1642 (483 amino acids)
Biological process (GO): asparaginyl-tRNA aminoacylation
Cellular component (GO): mitochondrion
Molecular function (GO): nucleic acid binding; ATP binding; asparagine-tRNA ligase activity
Source: RefSeq, a predicted model, not a curated record